Betta splendens (Siamese fighting fish) is the source of this 2135-nucleotide messenger RNA. RefSeq names its product succinate-CoA ligase GDP-forming subunit beta (gene suclg2). Gene Ontology annotation, molecular function: succinate-CoA ligase (GDP-forming) activity; ATP binding. The transcript is spliced from 11 exons. The record is from RefSeq and is a predicted model, not a curated record. Lineage: Eukaryota; Metazoa; Chordata; Actinopteri; Anabantiformes; Osphronemidae. Gene Ontology annotation, cellular component: mitochondrion; succinate-CoA ligase complex. Gene Ontology annotation, biological process: succinyl-CoA metabolic process; tricarboxylic acid cycle. Bases 50 to 1345 code for a protein of 431 amino acids.
CAUCACGCCGACACGUUGCUACGUCAUCUCUCUUUGGUUCCACGUCAACAUGGCGGCAUCCAUGGCUUGUCAGGCUGCAACGAGAGGACUGAGGGCAGCUUCCUUAAAGAACAUCCUUCUUGACAAACUCAAGUGCACCUGGCUGAGUCCCAGGAGAUGGCUGAAUCUGCAAGAGUACCAGAGCAAGAAGCUGAUGCAAGAGAGUGGCGUGGCUGUCCAGCGCUUCUAUGUGGCCGACACCGCUUCAGAGGCCCUGGAGGCUGCAAAGAGACUCGAUGCAAAGGAGAUUGUGCUGAAAGCUCAGAUUCUAGCAGGGGGCAGAGGCAAGGGUGUGUUCAACAGUGGCCUUAAAGGUGGAGUGCACUUAACCAAAGACCCUGCAGUGGUCGGCGAGCUGGCCGGCAAGAUGCUAGGCUUCAACCUGACUACCAAGCAGACGCCUAAAGACGGAGUGAAAGUGAAAACGGUGAUGGUUGCUGAGGCCCUGGACAUUAGCAGGGAGACCUACUUCGCCAUCCUAAUGGACCGCGCCUGUAACGGACCUGUGAUGGUGGGCAGCCCCCAGGGAGGCGUGGACAUCGAGGAGGUGGCCGCCAAGAGCCCAGAACUGAUCUUUAAGGAAGUCAUAGAUAUAUUUCAAGGCGUUCAAGACGACCAGGCUCUUCGCAUGGCAUCUAAUUUGGGUUUCAAAGGACCUCUGCAGAGACAGGCAGCAGAUCAGAUUAAGAGGCUCUAUGAUCUGUUCCUGAAAGUCGACGCCACUCAAGUUGAAGUCAACCCUCUCGGAGAGACUCCCGAAGGACAAGUGGUUUGCUUUGAUGCCAAGAUCAACUUUGACGACAAUGCCGAGUUCCGUCAGAAGGCCGUCUUCGCCAUGGACGACAUGACUGAGAGCGACCCCACGGAGAUGCACGCAGCCAAAUGGGACCUCAAAUAUAUUGGACUGGAUGGAAACAUCGCCUGCUUUGUGAAUGGAGCCGGUUUGGCCAUGGCCACAUGUGACAUCAUCGACUUACAUGGAGGAAAGCCAGCUAACUUCUUAGACCUGGGUGGAGGCGUCAAAGAGAGGCAGGUGUAUGAGGCCUUUAAGCUGCUCACUGCUGACCCAAAGGUCGAAGCUAUCCUGGUGAACAUUUUUGGUGGCAUCGUCAACUGCGCCAUCAUUGCCAACGGCAUCACUAAGGCCUGUCGAGAGCUGGAGCUCAAGGUUCCGCUGGUGGUCAGGCUUGAAGGGACCAACGUCCACGAGGCCAAGCGGAUCCUGACGGAGAGCGGCCUUCCCAUCACCGCAGCCGACGACCUGGACGACGCUGCCAGGAAAGCAGUGGCUGCCAUCAAGAAGUAGAGGCGUCGCCUACAGUCCGACGACAGUGCAUCCGCCCAUGACCCACGUCCACCACAGCCUCAGAGCGUCACCGUCAGCCUUUUCUCACACAUGCAGACCUCCACACGUCAAGCCUUCGCCUCUCAUGGGCUUUUUAUUGUUUCAUACUCAUGCACACUGUCUCACCAACAAUCCUUAUCGCAGGUGUUGAGGUGAUAUGCGCUCUUAUCACCUUUUAUAGAUUCCUCUGCUGCAUUUAAACCUCUUAUUUUUUCUUUCAUAAAACCAUAAUAAUUGAGAUCAGAAUGAUCUAGUAGCUUCAUUAACACUUUGUUCAUUCCAUUUUUGUUUUGUUUUCUUUGCAUAUUGUGGGUUUUAAAGUUACAGAACAACUGACAGUUCAUGGUGUAUGGGUUUAUUUGUCGGCACUCUGUUAAAACAGGAGCAGCAGGUAACGUUGGAACAAUCUUUAUUGUCCAUGUUAGUUCUCAGCCGUAUUUCUGGGCCACAGGCGAUGUGUGAAGCAUCCGUGCAUCAUAUCCUGUGUAAGUGCUUAUUCACUCUAUUGUACACAGUGUGUAACUGUUUAAACCUGUGCCUACUACAUGAAGGCUUAAAGAUCUUUUGUAAGUUGUCUUACAGACUCUUUUGGUCUCUGCAAUGGUUUUAUACAGAGAUGCUGAAGAAGCAAAAUCACGUAAAAUGAUACUUUCCUUAUUGAAAAUCAUGAAUGUAUACAGACAGGAAUAUCUUAAAUACAAUGUGAAAACUGUGUAAAUAAUUUAAGAGAUUAAAAACAAACUUAAGAAUA